Molecule: messenger RNA, 933 nt
Organism: Peromyscus californicus insignis
Lineage: Eukaryota; Metazoa; Chordata; Mammalia; Rodentia; Cricetidae
Product: exosome complex component RRP43-like
Exons: 1
Coding region: 1-762 (253 amino acids)
Biological process (GO): nuclear polyadenylation-dependent rRNA catabolic process; exonucleolytic trimming to generate mature 3'-end of 5.8S rRNA from tricistronic rRNA transcript (SSU-rRNA, 5.8S rRNA, LSU-rRNA); U1 snRNA 3'-end processing
Cellular component (GO): nuclear exosome (RNase complex); cytoplasmic exosome (RNase complex)
Source: RefSeq, a predicted model, not a curated record
AUGGCGGCCGGGUUCAAAACUGUGGAACCACUGGAGUAUUACAGGAGAUUUCUGAAAGAAAACUGUCGUCCUGAUGGAAGAGAACUUGGUGAAUUCAGAACCACAACUGUCAACAUAGGUUCAAUCAGUACAGCGGACGGUUCUGCUCUAGUGAAGCUGGGGAACACCACAGUCAUUUGUGGAGUUAAAGCAGAAUUUGUAGCGCCACCACUAAAUGCCCCUGAUAAAGGAUAUAUUGUCCCUAACAUGGAUCUGCCGCCACUGUGUUCAUCGAGGUUUCGGACUGGACCUCCUGGAGAAGAGGCCCAAGUGACCAGCCAGUUCAUUGCAGAUGUCAUUGAAAAAUCACAGAUUAUUAAGAAAGAGGUCUUAUACAUUUCUCCAGGCAAGCUGGCUUGGGUUCUGUAUUGUGACCUUAUCUGCCUAGACUACGAUGGAAAUAUUUUGGAUGCCUGCACAUUUGCUUUGUUAGCCGCUUUAAAAAAUGUACAGUUGCCUGAAGUUACUGUAAACGAAGAAACUGCUUUAGCAGAAGUUAAUUUAAAGAAGAAAAGUUAUUUGAAUGUUAGAACAAACCCAGUUGCAACUUCCUUUGCUGUGUUUGAUGACACUUUGCUGAUAGCUGAUCCUACUGGAGAGGAGGAACACCUAUCAACAGGAACUUUAACGAUAGUAAUGGAUGAGGAAGGCAAGCUGUGUUGUCUUCACAAGCCAGGUGGGAGUGGACUUACUGGAGCUAAACUUCAGGAUUGCAUGAGUUGAGCAGUUACGAGACACAAAGAAGUGAACAAGCUACUAGAUGAAGUAAUUCAGAGUAUGAAACACAAAUGAACAGCCACCACGAUUGCAAAACAGCUGUAAAAACUGUAUUUGUUACACUGUGCAGGUUUUUUAUACUAAAUAAAUACCAACUACAUACCUUUGAAAGAUAAA